AUGUCUCAGAGAAACAUAAUUACCACAUGCCAUUUUAACGGUGUUGUUUCAACAAACACUCCUAUUGGAUUCUCGUUUUUCAAUACAGAUACAUAUGCCUUCAAAAUUCAUGUCAAUUCAGAUUUUUUUCAUUUUAAAGAUAGAAUGGAAACCAAAUUGGCACGCUGUGUUGAGGAAAUCAUUUAUCGUCAUCCCACCCUAAAUGAAAACGACUGUACGAUAUUCUACAUUAUGACGCCAAUAAAAACCAACGAGGAUGUGAAGGCAAUGUUUCGGUGCCACAUGAUGUUUGGUCAAUUACCUACAAUUGAGGUGUAUGUCCGACUAGUACAAAAUCCCGAAACAUUUCCAACGCAGGAAACACAGUCACACUUGUACGGGAUGAGCCAAACAUCCGACGACGAACCAACGCAAAAUAAUUUACCUUUCAUACCCAAUGAGGAGGUGGGCGAACCAAGUGAUGACGAUAUUCUUGAGGAAAUCACAAUGCAAGAUAUUUUUGGUAACAGUGAUGACGAAGACAAUGAAGAUGAAGACAUAGUUGUCCCGUCUACGCAACCGAUCAGCGCACAACCCGUAAGUUUGUAUAACCCGCCGACACACAUGCAAAAUAUUUGCGCCGAAUAUGACGACACAACCUCUGUCUUUGGAAAUGCUAUUCAAAGCCAUAUAGGAGACGGAAUUGAUAUAGGUAUGGAGUUUGAAAACAAGGAAGCCUGCAUCCUCGCCCUGCAGCAUUGGCACAUAACACACUGUGUGGACUAUUGGGUGUGUAAGUCUGACAAUGAACGAUAUGUCAUUAAGUGUAAGAAAGAAGAAUGCAAGUUCAAGUGCAGAGCUUCAUUUAGACAAAGGAACUCGAAAUGGGUGAUUGGUAAGUUGUCUGGGUCUCACACAUGCACCACAACGUCUAUGGCACAAGACCAUAACAAGCUCAGUUCAGAAAUGGUUAGCCAUAGCAUCAGAGAACUUGUAAACAGCGACGCCUCACUUAAGGUAAAAGUGAUCAUUGCCCAUAUUCUAGAAAAAUACGGGUACAUUAUAUCUUACCGGAAGGCGUGGAUCGCUAAGUGCAAGGCGGUAGAGUCGCUUUACGGCAAUUGGGAAACAUCUUACAACGACCUACCGCAGUGGCUACUGGUAAUGAAAACCUUUCUUCCCGGAACCGUUAUGGAUUUGCAAACCAUACCGGCCAUAUCAAGUGAUGGUUCCCAGAUCUCCGGAAAAAGAACUUUCCUUCGUCUGUUUUGGGCAUUUCGUCCGUGUAUAAAUGGUUUCGCAUACUGUAAGCCCAUUGUGCAGGUAGACGGAACUUGGUUGUAUGGCAAGUACAGAGGAACUCUAUUGACGGCGGUGGCACAAGAUGGCAACGCAAAUAUUUUCCCAGUGGCAUUUGCUUUGGUCGAAGGAGAAACAAAGGAAGCCUGGAGUUUUUUUCUGAGGAACCUAAGAUUACACGUGACACCACAGCCAAAUGUAUGUCUCAUAUCUGAUAGGCAUGAAUCGAUAAAAAGUGCAUACAACAAUCCAGAAAACGGUUGGCAAAAUCCUCCAUCUUCGCAUGUCUACUGCAUAAGACACAUCGCUCAGAACUUCAUGCGCGAGAUUAAGGACAAGGUUCUACGAAAAUUAGUAGUUAACAUGGGUUACGCAUUGACGGAGGCCUCAUUUCAUUAUUAUCGCGGAGAAAUCAGAAGAUCCAACGCUGAGGCUUUAAAUUGGAUAGACAAUAUUCCUAGGGAGAAGUGGGCUAGGGCAUUUGACGGAGGACAACGUUGGGGACACAUGACAUCUAACUUAGCAGAAGCAAUAAACUCUGUAUUAAAGGCCACAAGAAACCUUCCCAUCACUGCAUUAGUCCAGUCUACAUAUUAUCGAUUGGGUUCACUGUUUGGUAAACGAGGACACAAAUGGACAAAAAUGCUAUCUUCAGGCAAAGUUUUCACAGAUGGUUGUAACAAGGGGAUGGCCGAGGAGGUAGCCAAGGCUAACACACACAAUGUCAUGCAAUUUGAUCGGGAAAGAUUCUGUUUCAUGGUGCAAGAAAAGAUUAAUUACAACGAUGGUCGUCCAAAGGGUACUUUCAGCGUUGACUUGAGGAAUCGUAGGUGUGACUGUGGAAAAUUUCAAACGUUCCACUUGCCUUGCUCCCACGUGAUAGCGGCAUGUUCUAGCAUACGACAAGACUAUGUAAUUCACAUUCCAGAGGUCUUCACAAUACGUAACGUAUUCAAGGUCUACAAGGAAAGCUUCCUGGGACUACCGCACGAGGAGAAUUGGCCAAAAUAUGAAGGUUUCACUCUCUGCCACGACGAUUCAAUGAGAAGAAAUAAAAAGGGGCGUCCAAAAAGUAGUAGAAUCCGAACUGAGAUGGACGACGUAGAAAAAGAGAAGAGACGGUGUGGGAUUUGUAGAGAAAUAGGUCAUAUGCGUAGAAAAUGUCCCAAUGUUGCCGGUCCGUCAAACCGACCGAAUAGAUAA
Messenger RNA from Lathyrus sativus (Indian pea), 2481 nucleotides. The record is from the annotation of a GenBank genome assembly. Lineage: Eukaryota; Viridiplantae; Streptophyta; Magnoliopsida; Fabales; Fabaceae.